Phascolarctos cinereus (koala) is the source of this 1244-nucleotide messenger RNA. RefSeq names its product density regulated re-initiation and release factor (gene DENR). Gene Ontology annotation, molecular function: translation initiation factor activity; mRNA binding. NCBI's taxonomy places the organism in Eukaryota, Metazoa, Chordata, Mammalia, Diprotodontia, Phascolarctidae. The record is from RefSeq and is a predicted model, not a curated record. Gene Ontology annotation, biological process: translation reinitiation; formation of translation preinitiation complex.
GGGCCGGGACCACGGGGUGGACAGGGUUGCGGGCCUGGGCCGGGGCCGGGAGUAGGAGCUGCAUGUGUCCCUUCUGUGGCCGGAGGCAGCGGGGUCUGUGCGGGCGCACGGGUUUGUGAGAUGGCUACAGACUUUUCUGAGUCCACUGCCCCUGACUGCAAAGGAGACCUGAAAAGCAGCACCAAGCUAGACACAGAGUACCCGCUUCGGGUCCUUUACUGUGGAGUCUGUUCAUUACCAACAGAGUACUGUGAAUAUAUGCCUGAUGUUGCUAAAUGUAGACAGUGGUUAGAGAAGAAUUUUCCAAAUGAGUUUGCAAAACUCACUGUAGAAAAUUCACCUAAACAAGAACCUGGAAUUGGGGAAGGCCCAGGAAUAGCAGGAGAAGAGGAAGAGAAGAAAAAGCAAAAAAGAGGUGGAAGGGGUCAAAUAAAACAAAAAAAGAAGACAGUUCCGCAAAAGGUUACAAUAGCCAAAAUUCCUAGAGCAAAGAAGAAAUACGUAACAAGAGUGUGUGGCCUUGCAACGUUCGAGAUUGACCUUAAAGAAGCACAAAGGUUUUUUGCUCAGAAAUUCUCCUGUGGUGCCUCAGUCACAGGGGAGGAUGAAAUCAUCAUUCAGGGAGACUUUACAGAUGACAUUAUUGAUGUAAUUCAGGAGAAGUGGCCAGAGGUGGAUGAUGACAGCAUUGAGGAUCUUGGAGAAGUAAAGAAGUGAUUUUAAAAAUUUGUCUGUAUUUAAUGACCUGAAGUUAUAGUUGAUGUAGCCAAAGGGAGGGAGGCCUUUAAAAAUAUAUAUAUUUAUCCUACAGUAAAACUGUAGACUACCCUUAUCCUUGGCAUUUCACUGUUCUGUACAAGGCUGCUUGUGUUUUUUCUUUUGUUUUAUUUUUUAAAUUGCCAAAGUCCAAUAAGCUGGGGAAAUCCAUCAUGCUUAUGCAUGAAAUAGAGAUUUAGUUAAAUAAAAAAUUUUGGUCAUAUGGUACUGACUUUUUUUUUUUCUCAGCACACUCUAGACUUUUUGUGGGGAGCAUUUUAAUUCAUCUAUUGCUAUUUCAAUUCACUGUACAAUUUUUAAAAAGAAUUUGGAUGUCUUACUACCAAAGCCAGGCUCUUUGCUUCACCCUUAAGUCUCCAGUGUGUUUAGCCUUCAAUUUGGCAGAAGGCAGCUUGUAGAUGUAUUGUGGACUUUACUAUUUGAUUACCAACAGAAAUCCAUUUCAUACAUUUAUUAAAAUGCUUAUU